AUGACACCCUUCAGAAGGAUAGCUAAAGAGUUGGAAGAGUGCCGUCAGGAUACAAAAUCAGGUAUUGUUUUAAAGUUAAAUAAUGAAAGUGAUUUGACUCGAUUAACCGGGUAUUUUAAGGGCCCGCCAGGAACGCCCUAUGAGAAAGGAACAUUUCAAAUAGAUAUCACUAUUCCAAAUGAAUACCCGUUCAAACCACCUCAGAUGAAAUUUGCGACUAAAAUCUAUCACCCUAAUAUCUCGUCUGUGACAGGAGCUAUAUGCUUGGAUAUUCUCAAGGACGCCUGGACGCCGAUCCUCACUCUCAAGAAUUCAUUGAUUUCGUUACAAUCCUUAUUGCAGUCGCCAGAGCCGAAUGAUCCUCAGGAUGCAGAAGUUGCUAAACAUUACUUAUCGAACAAGAAAGGCUUCGAGGAGACAGCUGCCCAUUGGACUAAGAUUUAUGCCAGCGACGGUGACAAAGUCAACCUUACAGAUCAGGACGACGCUGCGUUAUAUGGCAUUGAUAACGAUAUUGUUGUACAGUUUGAGAACAUGGGCUUUCCCAGGGAUAAAACUAUCGACAUUUUGAGAAGAAUGGGCAUCAAGAGUUUUGCUGGUGUUAGUAACAAAGGCGACUUGGAGAAUAAAAUUCUAGAGGAAUUGUUGAAAGAGUGCCAAUGA
This is a messenger RNA of Priceomyces carsonii, 663 nucleotides long. RefSeq names its product E2 ubiquitin-conjugating protein. The record is from RefSeq and is a predicted model, not a curated record. The coding region runs from base 1 to 663 and encodes 220 amino acids. The transcript has a single exon. NCBI's taxonomy places the organism in Eukaryota, Fungi, Ascomycota, Pichiomycetes, Serinales, Debaryomycetaceae. Gene Ontology annotation, molecular function: protein binding.